AUGGGGGCGAAAAUUCAAGAUGGUAGGUGUACAAAUGGGAUAUGGACAGCAUCAGAAGCUGCAAUGCAUAUAAAUAUAUUGGCAUUAUUGGCUCUUCUAGCUGAUCAGACUAAUAUUCAUAUCCGAAUCAUGUCCGAUAAUACAACAGUUGUUUGUUACAUUAAUGACAUGGGGGGUUCUAAGUCAACUGAAUGUGAUCGUUUGUCCAAAGCCAUUUGGUAUUGGGCAAUAGAUCGAAACAUAUGGCUUUCAGCAGCGCAUGUGCCAGGGGCACAAAAUGUAAGUGCUGACAAACUUUCCUGACAUUUGAACCUGCAAUUAGAAUGGCAAGUGUCAACUUCUGUAUUUCAUAAAAUUUCUGCAUGUUUUGGAUCACCUGAAAUUGAUUUAUUUGCAAGUCGGAUAACUACAUUGCUUCCUGAUUAUGUUUCAUGGAAACCUGAUCCUAUGGCGAAGUAUAUAGAUUGCCUUUAAAAUUGAUUGGAAACAGUUUUCAUUUUAUGCGUUUCCACCCUUUUGUCUUAUUUCUAGGUGUAUUCAGAAAAUAGUGCAGGAGCAAGCAAUGGGGAUACUAGUUAUUCCGUUGUGGCCAACUCAAACCUAUUUCACAAGCGUAUAGAAUUUGUUAAUCAAGACACCAAGGAUAUUCAAGACGUCACGGACGAAUCUGGUACAUCCAGUUUGAACCAGUCCACGUCCUCUGCAUCAGAGUUUGGUAUUGAUGGUAUGCAAAUUAUCAGGCAUUCCUUGCAUGAACGCAACAUUUUGCCGGAGAUUGCCGAUAUCAUUAUGCUCUCCUGGCGAAAUUCUACACACAAACAGUACCGAGUUUACAUCAACAAAUGGGUACACUUUUGUAGCGAAAAAUUGUUUGAUCUGGUGCAUCCCGCUGUGAAUACGCUUUUGGCAUUCUUACAUCAGCUUCAUGAGAAUAACCUCUGCUCUGUUAUUCUGACUUGAAUACUGCUCGUUCGGCGGUUUCUAAUAUUGAUGAAAAUUCAGUUCAUACAAAAAUGCAUACACCGGUUGGUAAACACCCAUUAGUAUGUUGAUACCUUAAAGGAAUAUUUAAUAAACCGAAGCCUGUACUGAAGUUUAAUAACAUUUGGUUGGUGGAUAUUGUACUGGAGCAUCUUAGUGUGUUGUGGCCUUUAAAUGAACUUACUCAUAAGGCACUAACAUUGAAAUUAGUUAUGUUAAUUGUGUUGACGACAGGUCAGCGGUGCCAGACGUUAACCUUCAUGGAUAUUUCUGAUGAAUAGAUGACCAAGAAUGAACAAUGUUUCAGUUUUUCAUUGACAGAACAUAUUAAACAAAACAGACCGGGGAGUGUGUUUGGCAAUGUGACUUUGUAUAAAUAUCCAGAUAAGAAGUUGUGUGUAUAUGAAACAUUGCAAUUUUAUCUGCAAGCAACCGAGGUUUGUAGAAAUAAGUAAAGCAGCCGCGGCAGCUGUGUCUGUCGAUUACAUCCUUGCUACAGCUGGAUGGUCCACAGAAGGUACAUUUCGAAAGUUCUACAAUAGACCAGUAGC
This is a messenger RNA of Paramuricea clavata, 1532 nucleotides long. Lineage: Eukaryota; Metazoa; Cnidaria; Anthozoa; Malacalcyonacea; Plexauridae. The record is from the annotation of a GenBank genome assembly.